AUGUGUGCAUCAUCAUCUUAUACAUAUAAUAAACCUAAACGAAGAAUAUUACCAACAGUAUUAAAUUUUAUGGAUAAUUCUCGUAUGAUAUCAAAUAAUUAUAAUAAAUAUAAUAAAUCAUCAACAGAUAUUUUCGAUAUAUUACGACGAGCUGUUAAUGAACGACGACGUAUUGAGGUCUUGACACGUGAUUGUCGAGGUAUAUAUGGAAUUCUUAUUGGAUGGUUGAUUGUUUUUGAUAAACAUAUGAAUUUAAUUAUGUCUGAUGUGGAUGAAGUAUUUCGACGAUUAACUGAUGGUCAUGAUUAUCUUGAAUUAGGUCCAAAAACACAAGAUAUCCCAUUGAAUAAACCUGAUACACCACCAAUUUCGAAAACUCCCGAAGUAACAAAUGAUUUUCAAACAUUUCGAGCUCAAUUAGCAAAUUUUUUACGAAAUAAAAAAAACCCACCAGUUACAGCUAAACCACCACGACAAAUAUUUAGAGAUGAAGAUGAAGAAGAAGAAGAUGAUGAGAGUGAAUAUCAACAACAAACAUGUGAAUGUCAUCCCGAACAAUUCUUAUCAAUGGAAUUAUUAAGUAUCAAUAAUUUAAUUGUACAACGUCUUAGUGGUAAAACACAACAUGUUGAUUCAUCGCCACCGCAAACAUCAACAUCAUUACCAAUAUCAAAACGAGCUAAAGUCCGAUUCUUUUCUCGACAUAUACCCAAAAUAUUUAUUAAAGGCAAUCAAAUAUGUCUUAUUCGUCUCUUAUCUUCUUGA
Adineta steineri is the source of this 765-nucleotide messenger RNA. NCBI's taxonomy places the organism in Eukaryota, Metazoa, Rotifera, Eurotatoria, Adinetida, Adinetidae. The record is from the annotation of a GenBank genome assembly.